Molecule: messenger RNA, 801 nt
Organism: Naegleria gruberi
Lineage: Eukaryota; Heterolobosea; Eutetramitea; Acrasida; Naegleriidae
Exons: 2
Coding region: 1-801 (266 amino acids)
Source: RefSeq, a predicted model, not a curated record
AUGAUUAUUGGAGCCAAUUUGAAUAUUACGGGAGUUGGUUUUGACAGAAUUCCAGUAAGAAAUGUAACAGUUCGAAAUGCUGGUUCACUAAUGAACAAGUAUCUAUCAAUGAAUGUAUCAGAGGGCGAUAUCACACAAGUUACAGGAGAAGAUGGGAUUUCCUACAUGAUUUCCAGUUCAUCCUAUUCAAUAGACAAUUUGAAAUGGAGAAUGACAAUAGUGUGUGAGGAGAGUGAAAUUAUGGAAAAUGUCAUUCUUAGCAGUUAUGUCAUUUUGGGUGUUGCUAUUGGAGUCACCUUAAUUGGAAUGAUGUUCAGUAUCUUGAUAGGAUAUGCCAUAACGAAACCUCUUCGAAUCAUUCAAUCCGAUUUUGCAAAGAUUGAAGUAAUGAGUUUGGAAGAUAUUGAGAGACACUCUUCAUUCUUUACCGAAAUUAGAAAUAUCUAUGUGAGCUUGUACUUGACAGUCAAGUGGUUACAGGAAUUUAGAGCUUUCCUUCCAGAGAAUAUUCUUAAUCAAUUGGAAAGCAAUGAUCCUCAGAAACCUAAAGUAAUUACAACACCUUCAGAUCAACAUGUCAUUGAGAAUUCAGCCAAACAACAUUACCUAAAAAAGGAGAACUCAUCAUACUUGGAAGAGAAAUCCUCCCAUACUUCAUCAUUCUUCCUUGGUGUUGAUACCAAUACCAAUAACAAGAUGAAUCUCUUCAAAAUUGGUUUGUCAACCCUUAACAGCUCUGUAAUGUUGGUAGUUGCACCACUUCGUGGCGAAACUACCCAUCCACAAUCAAUCAACAUGUGA